Taeniopygia guttata (zebra finch) is the source of this 10387-nucleotide messenger RNA. It is a transcript of the gene ADAM22, whose product is annotated as ADAM metallopeptidase domain 22. Gene Ontology annotation, cellular component: postsynaptic density membrane. Lineage: Eukaryota; Metazoa; Chordata; Aves; Passeriformes; Estrildidae. Gene Ontology annotation, molecular function: metalloendopeptidase activity. Gene Ontology annotation, biological process: proteolysis. The record is from RefSeq and is a predicted model, not a curated record.
GGCCCCGCGGCAGCCGCGGCCCCGCAGCCCCCCCGCCCGUGCAGGCGCGGAGCCGGCGGCGCUCGGCGGCGAGCGGGGCGGCGGGCAGCGCCAUGCGGGCUGCCGCCUGCCUCCUCUGCCUGGCGCUCGGCGCCCUGGCAGCGGCCGCAGGAGGCGCCGGGCCGGCGGCAGCGGCAGCGGGGCGGCGGGGCGAGAGCCCCUUCGCGGAGCGAGAGAGCAUCAGGCCCCUGCGGCUGGUCUCCGGCGAGGGCGGCGGCGGGGCGCGCUGGCCGGCGCUGAGCACGCGGGUGCGGAGCGAGGCGGCGCGGGCACAGUCUACCCACAUUGCUCGAGCCAGCUUCCAGGUUGAUGCUUUUGGAUCAUCUUUCAUCUUAGAUGUGACACUAAACCAUGACCUGCUGUCUUCUGAAUAUCUUGAGAGGCAUAUUGAGCAAGGUGGGAAGACAGUGGAAGUUAAAGGAGGAGAACAUUGCUAUUAUCAGGGAAAAAUUCGAGGAAAUUCUGUAUCAUUUGUUGCCUUGUCAACAUGCCAUGGAUUACAUGGGAUGUUCUAUGAUGGAAAUCAUACUUACCUUAUUGAACCAGAUGAAAACUACACUUCAGAUGACGACUUCCAUUUCCACUCUGUUUACAAAUCCAAGUUGUUUGAAUUUCCUUCAGUCGACCUGCCAUCUGAGUUCUGGCAGACGAAUACUACAUCACAGAAUUUUGUUGUAAGGCCAAGACACAAAAGAAGGAAAAGGCAGGUUCGUCAGAUUCCACGUAAAGUUGAAGAGGAAACAAAAUACAUUGAGUUGAUGAUUGUAAAUGAUCAUCUAAUGUGUAAAAAGCACCGCUUGUCAGUCGGCCAUACCAACAGCUAUGCCAAAUCCGUUGUGAACAUGGCUGAUUUGAUAUAUAAAGAGCAACUUAACACGAGGAUAGUAUUGGUUGCCAUGGAAACCUGGGCUACUGAUAACAAGUUCACCAUAUCUGAAAACCCCUUGGUGACUCUACGUGAGUUUAUGAAAUAUAGGAGGGAUUUUAUCAGAGAGAAAAGUGACGCAGUUCACCUUUUUUCGGGGAGUCGAUUUCAGAGCAGUCGAAGUGGUGUAGCCCACACUGGUGGAAUCUGCUCCUUGCUUAAAGGCGGAGGUGUGAAUGAGUUUGGAAAGCCAGACUUAAUGGCAGUUACCCUGGCACAGACCUUGGCCCAAAACAUUGGCAUUUUCUCAGACAGAAGAAAACUUCUAAGUGGUGAAUGUAAAUGUGAGGACAUGUGGUCUGGAUGCAUAAUGGGAGAUAUGGGGUACUAUCUUCCAAGCAAGUUCUCUGAGUGUGAUAUUGAAGAGUAUCAUGAAUUUUUAAACAAUGGAGGUGGAGCUUGCCUUUUCAAUAAACCAACCAAACUUCUGGAUCCUCCAGAAUGUGGCAAUGGCUUUGUGGAAGAUGGAGAGGAAUGUGACUGUGGGACAAUAGCGGAGUGUGCCAGUGAAGGAGGAGAGUGCUGCAAUACCUGCACCCUGACCGCGGGCUCCCAGUGCAGCAACGGGCUCUGCUGUCGGAAGUGCCGGUUUGAACCUAAAGGAGUUUUGUGUCGAGAAGCAGUGAAUGAUUGUGAUAUUGCAGAGAACUGCACAGGAAAUUCCAGCCAGUGUUCUCCUAAUAUUCAUAAAAUGGAUGGAUAUUCAUGUGAUAACAGACAGGGUAUUUGCUUUGGAGGAAGAUGUAAAACCAGGGAUCGGCAAUGUAAAUAUAUCUGGGGUGAAAAAGUGACAGCUGCUGACAGGUACUGCUAUGAGAAACUGAAUAUUGAGGGGACUGAGAAAGGAAACUGUGGAAGAGACAAGGACUCUUGGAUACAGUGCAAUAAACAGGAUGUGCUUUGUGGAUACCUUCUGUGCUCCAAUAUAUCCAGCAUACCCAGACUUGGAGAACUUGAUGGUGAAAUCACAACAUCAAUCUUGCACUAUGGAAAAGUCUACAAUUGCAGUGGUGGCCACGUGAAGCUGGAUGAGGACACGGACCUGGGCUAUGUGGAGAACGGGACGCCGUGCGGGCCGGACAUGGUGUGCCUUGACCAUCGCUGCCUCCCCGCUGAGGCUUUCAACUUCAGCACCUGCCCCGGCACCACCGACAGCCAGAUCUGCUCCGGACACGGGGUUUGUAGCAAUGAAAUAAAAUGUGUCUGUGACCGAUUCUGGGGAGGAGAUGACUGCAGUUCUCACAUCAAAGACGAUCUAUUUUUUGAUAAGGAUGCCAUCAAUAAAGGUGUGGUUAGCACAAAUAUAAUAAUAGGGGCUAUUGCUGGCACCAUUUUAGUGUUGGCUCUCGUUUUAGGAAUAACUGGUUGGGGUUACAAAAACUACAGAAGACAGAGACAAAUACCCCAGGGAGAUUAUGUAAAAAAGCCGGGAGAGGCCGACUCUUUUUAUAGCGACAUGCCUCCUGGAGUCAGCACAAACUCUGCAUCUAGUUCUAAGAAGAGGUCAAAUGGAUUAUCUCAUUCCUGGAGUGAAAGGAUCCCAGACACAAAACAUAUUUCAGACAUUUGUGAAAAUGGGAGGCCUAGGAGUAAUUCUUGGCAAGGUAAUAUAGGAGGAAACAGAAAGAAAGUCAGAGGCAAAAGAUUUAGGCCACGGUCUAAUUCAACUGACCGGGUAACCCAUGCAUCUGAGCCUGGGCUUUCUCUCGCCCACCAAAUCUCUGCCCAAGGCAUAAGCCCAGGGGGUUCUGACCACCCCCAAACAGGGAGUCGGGAUCACAGGUAUUUAAACCCAUGGUUCAAAAGAGAAUAUAAUGUAGCUAAGUGGGUAGAAGAUGUGAAUAAAAACACAGAAGGACCAUACUUUAGGACACUGUCUCCUGCAAAGUCUCCGUCUUCAUCCACUGGAUCUAUUGCUUCCAGCAGAAAAUACCCUUACCCGAUGCCACCACUUCCUGAUGAAGAGAAAAAAGUCAACAGGCAAAGUGCCAGGCUAUGGGAGACAUCCAUCUAGCUGCAGUGUUUUCCUGGGGUCACAUCAGAACUGUUUACUUUGGAUUUUAUAGAAACUCAGCAUCACUGAGUCACUGCACAUUCAUCUGCUCUUCAGACAAUUCGAAAGACCAAGAGACGUGCCCGUGAUAUCGCAGUGAUAACCUCCUGUCAUGUGGAAAGGAAAAAAACAGUAUUUUUUUUUUCUUUCUUUUUUGUUGACUUGUAUUUUAUGGAUAUGAUGCACAACCAAAAUCAUAGCAUUUGACAGAGAAUAAUUAGCCCAGAUGUGACAAGGCUGUUCCACAUGGUGACCUAGAAUCCCAACUGCAGUCCAUUUGCCACUCCUGUGUAAGAGAGGUGUUUCUCUGGUUUAUUGCACUCCUGAGUCAGACCAGAGUGGAACUGGGAACGUGCCUCAUGGAGAGCCCAGCUGAUGUAAACUUGUAUGCUGUAUGCAUGAACCUUGUGUUCUUUACUUUCCACAUGUAAGGGAAAAACAACAUACUGUAGUAGAGAUUAGCAUGCAGGAGUAAGAAAUAUAGGAUUUUUUUUUUUGUGACAGGAUUUCAAGCUUUGAAAAGCAACUAUUUGACACAAAUGGCAAACAAACAAAGAUUAUAUCUUUUUUUUUUACCUUACGUGUUUAUAAUCUCAGUAUACAGAUUGUAUAUAUGUAAACAUUCAAUAAUGUUAAAAAUAGCUGUUAUACGUAUGUGUAUUUUGCCAAAUGCCUAAAGAAACAGUCAUGACUAACAUCAUCACACUUCAGAUUUUCUAAUGUUAUGAGCAGACAUCCUUGGAAAUACAGAAAGUACAGUACUGUAAAACUGUCUCUCAGAAACUGGUGUUUGACCAAAACCUAUACAACUUUUUCAGCAUCUUAUACUGUCGUGACAAUCUCAGUUGUACAGCAGACUGUGGAAACCAGUACAGCAGCACUUUGUCUUAAAUCAUCAUAAAAUAAACCAGCCAAAAUUCAUUGUUUAGUUGGAUAACCACUGUAUCCUCUCACAGGUGUAAUCAAGAAUGAUUCAGCAGACAACAGUCUUUAAGUCAUGUGCAGCUCAAACUUACUGGACAUUUGGGAAUACUUCUAAGUAGUCAGUUCAGGAUGUGGUGAUGUGAUGUCUGUCUGUGAGAGUUGCUGUGUAUUUUUGAUAGAGAAUUUCAGACACUGUUUUAGAUGGCAAGGCAUAGGCUUAUGAGAAGCAUAACAAUAUCACUGCACUAGAUAAUAACAGUGCUGGGCAAGUGGCCAGUUUCAUUGCUGUCUUUCAACUUUUAUUUGUUACUGGAACCGCAUUUACCAUGCACUUGAAUGCUAUGCUUACUGCCCCUGAAGCCCCCUUGACAAUUUUUUGGGGCAUAAACUGAGCACAAAUUAAUUUAGCUUAAAAAGAAUGGGGUGGGGGGGAACAACUCUUUACCAUGUUAAUCUUGUCUGUUAGUUGAUGGUUGUAUUUCUAACACCUGAGACUUCUAAAGGUUGUUGUAAAGCAAAUGCCUUCUGGUUGGGAAUUUUCAGUUAGUGAGAAACUGGACCAUAUUAAAUCAGUUUAUAAUUCUCUAGUUUUCCAAAACCGACUCUGUGGUGCAGUUGAAUACCCUACCCAACAACUGUAUGAUUAAUUAGAUAUUAUUGUAAUGGGAACAUCUAUGGUGUUUCUGAAUCUUCUACCUCUUUCAUGUAUUUCCUUUAGUGAGUGAAUCCAACACUUGCAGCCUUUUAAUGUAUUUUUUUAACUUUUAUGUCUCUCAAUAAAGUCAGAUAUAUGUAAGAUUAAAUUAAGAAAUGUUUAAAGAUGUUGGCAGCUGUAAAAUAUGUAAGAUUUUUAGAAGCACUAUAUUUUAUGAUUAGGCUGUAUGUUGGAUUAUGACAAAAUAUUGGCCUUGGAAUUGAAAUGAUUUUCUCACAGUCAACAGGUUCUGGUAAGUAUUUGGAAAAAGACAAAUAUCAGUGAGCACAAGUGGGUGCAGACUGACCAUCUGGAAAGAGACAGUCACUUGUAACUGCUUUAGGGAAAGAUUCUGCAUUUUUGUGAAAGGUAAAUAUAUCAAUCAGCACUGAAGAAUAUUUUUUGCAAAGAUUUACUUUGAGUGUAGCUAUAUGGAUUAAAGAUAGCAUGUAGCUUAUGAAAUUAGGGUCUGAGCCAUAACUUGAAAUCAAUAUGUCUUUUGUUGAUUUCACUGGACUUUGAGCAGGACCCUCAAGAGGUUCACCCACAUUAGGACAUUAUGAUAACUCAAUCAUUGCUGUAUUACUCUGUCACCUGGAAGCUGGUUUACCCUCCCAUAUUCAUAUUUUGUCUUUAGUAACUGGACUGUUCAUCAUGUGCCUUUUAUGGUAUUUUUUUGGAUACAAACUGGUGUGUAGUUUUGAAUGAUCCCAUUAGAUUUCUGUGCAUAUCUUAUGUUUACCACUGUUUACUCCUCCCUUUCCAUUUUGCCUUACCAAGAAGCAGCAAGAUUUGGCAGACAGAACUGGACAUAACAUACAGGCUCUUUCUGCUAUGUUCAUAGCUUCUUGUUUUGCAAACAAAUAGCCCUCCUGACUGUAUUUUCAAUGUAGUAUGUACUUCCAGCUUCUUUUGUUUUGGUACCAUUCAUUUGUUGCAUAUGAUGAUACACGUAUGUGUGUAGUGUACCUUUAACAGUCACCCUCACAUUUGGAGAUAUGUAGUGACUGGAAGUCUAGUUCUGGGCACUACGUUUAAGUUAAAUAAGUGUUGACUUUCACUUUGGUGGUCUAGCAUGAGAAUACCACAUGACUUGUGUUCUUGCAAAAUUCUUCUGCAGAGAACUUUGCAUCAGGUUGGUAACUUGGGAGACCUGAACUGUCAGGGCUGUGUGAGCCUCCCAAGCCAGUGGAGGUUGGACAGAGAAGUUGUUUGCUUACAAAGCUGUCAUUUCUUACUUUUAAAAUGUAGUAUGUUGGAAAGCUGCCAGAUUAAUAACCUUGAAGAUUGCAAAUAUUUUUAUCCACUGUAGUUAGUUACGUUGGCAAUAACAAUAUAAACUGCUGCAUAAUACCUCAUCCAGACUAAAAUAGAGUACUUGUCACUAAUAUAGCUCAGUUAUUUUGACUCAUUGAGACUCAUGCUUUUAUUUUGGUUUUAUUUUUAUAAAUGAACUAGUUUUUGCCAACUAUGCUGUAGAUGCCUGUUGAAGUGAGGAAGCUAUCAGUUCUCAACUAGAAGUAAUUGUUUAUAUGAACAUAGGGCCAUCAGGAUGAGAUAUACUUAAGUUACCCUUAUGUAUUUCAAUGUGGGAGAAGAAUCUUGUGUAAUUUAUAAUAAAAUCAUUGUGACUAACUGAUGGAGACUGGAAAAUUGAGAUUAUAUCUAAAAAUAAUGCUGCACAAUGAUGCCACAGUUUAACAAGUAAAGAUUUACCUACUAAUUCUGGAUUUGUUAACUUAAGAACUUUAUUAAUGUCAGGCAAUAUACCAGAGAUGGUUGUGACUUAUAAUUUACAUAUAGUUUUGUUAUAUUUAAGUAAGUAGAUUCAAGAAGAUUAUUAAUUUUAUACAGCCUAUCUUUGCUUAAAUUGUGACUAAAGUCACAGCUUGCCAGUCACCUGAAGUGUGACUUGGCUUGGAAGAUGGCUUCUUCCAAAUGAUUUAAAGAGUUCCUGAUCUGUGAGAUGUUGAACCUGCUGAGCUCAUGUGCUCAUGAAAUAAUUCUGAUUGUGCUAUUGAACAAGUGAACCUUUGAAGUAUAGCCUGAAUUAAAAUCAGAAAGAAAUUGUGUCAAUAGUUAGUGUACUGAAAUCCUCUUACUCAAAUCCCUAUUGCUUUGAACUAAUAGGUCUUGUCAAUGCUAAUUCAACAACUGAAAACCAGAGGUAAGAAUGGCUACAUGCACUAUUAUAGACAUGCAUAUGCUACAAAUUCUGACCAAAUUUGCUGUAAGUUCAUUAAUGAAUUUAUUAAUAAAUAGAAUGUAAUGUGAAAGAAGCAUGGGACGCCAUAAUAAUAAAGGAUAUACUCUUCAGUUAGCCCUUAGGACUUGCUCUGACAUCGAAUCCCAUAGCUAGCUGUAAGCAAAGUUAUCAUACUCCAGUGUAAAACUCAGUGAGCUCCUGUUCUCUUCCAUCUCCUUUUCACUUCCACUGAAAAGAAUUUUCAUGAAACAUUCAUCCACUAACAGCCUCUGUGAGUUGGCUGACAUCAGAAAGCUUCUUAGUUGAUCACCUUUCCACACUACGGAUAGGGUCUUUCCAAUACUGUUAAUGAUAGUAGGUCAAAUGAGGUAUUAGAAAGAAAUUCUUUACUGUAAGGGUGGUGGGACAAUGGCACAGGUUUCUCAGAGGACCUGUGGAUGCUUCAUCCCUGGAAGUGUUCAAGACCAGGUUGGAUGGGGUUCUGAACAGCCUGGUCUAGUGGAAAGUCCUGCCCAUGGCAGGGAGGUUGGGACGAGAUGAUCUUUAUUGUCCCUUCCAAUCCAGACCAUUUAAUUAUCCUGUGAUCUUUUGCUUGUGCUAUAAUCAGGUGAUGAUGCCUCAUGUCUUGUGGAUUUUGCACUGAUUUUGCUUGGGGAUGAGUUAAUUUUCUUCAUUGUAGCUGGUAUGAGGCUGUGGUUUGGAUUUGUGCUGAAAACACUGUAGAUAAUGCAAAGAUUUUUCCAGUUAUUGCUGAGCAGCGCUUGCAAUGAGCCAAGGCCUUUCCUGCUCUUCACAUGCCCUGUCAGCAACUGGGCUUGGGGUGCACAAGGAGUUGGGAGGGGACACAGCCUGGACAGCAGACCCAAGGGAUAUCCUAAACCAUAUGAUGCCAUGCUCAGCAGCAAUCCAAGGGGAAGGCUGGCAGUGAAGAACUGCAGCUCAGGGACUGGCUGAGCACUGGUCUACUGAGCAAUUGUUUUCAUUUGCAUCAUUCGGGGUUUUUUUUGGGUUUUAGCUCUCUCUCUGUUAAUUUCCUUUUAAUUAUUUUUUUUUAUUAUUACUACAGUUAUUUAAUUUUAAUUAUUUAACUGUUCUUAUGUCAACCCAUAAGUGUUUUCACUUUUACCUUUACAAUUCUCUUGCCAUCCCACUGGGGGUGGGGACUGAGCAAGCGGCUGUUUUGGGCCUUAGUUACUUGUGGUUAAACCAGAAUACUACUGGUAAAAUCACUUGAUGACUCAGCCAUCCUGUGUCUCUCUCACCUCUAGCAUUUUUGAAGGCUAAGCCUCUUAAAUCACUAAGUCUGUGAACCUAACAGUUGAGCUGUUUCUCGUUUCUCUUGCUCCAAGUCUGAAAAUCCCAUGUUUCUUUCUCUAAAUUGAGUGUCUGUGUCAUGGGAUAACAGUGGACUGUAUGGACCACUGUUUUUAACUACAAUAUGAUGUUAUUUGCCUCUUUUUUGAAGAGCUUGAGCAUUUCAGUCUCCACUGAAAUACCAAGAAUAGAUGAGCUGAUGAGCCACUAUUUGCAUGGCUUCCAAAUCUUAUGUAUCAGCAAUAUGGGAUUUGACUUGGAUCACAUUUGAUGUGCUCAGCUGGUCGGAGCUCGGUGUUAAUAAUUCCAAGGUCACAGGUUCAAUCCCCCUAUGGGCCAUUCCCUUAAGAGUUAGACCGGAUUAUCCUUGUGGGUCCCUUACCCAGAAUAUUCUGUGAUUCCUGAAGACAAACUGCAAAAAUAUGUGCAGGCUGUGAUCUCAUGACUGGACAGUGGAGUGAGGUUCCUGUGUGCACAUAACUAUUAUCCUAAUAAGGCAAGAAAAAAAUAAAACAGUGAAACUAAUUGUGUAAACAUAGCUGCAAUACAGACAGGACUCUCUUAAGUGUGAUUUUGUCAGAAACAAGAAAGGAAGUAAUAGUUUCUGUCGUCUAUGCUAAAAUCUCCUCUGACAUGAGUAGUUUCUAAGUCAGCUUAUGAAAACCAUUUCUGGUGUCUCAAGUAUGGAUGCUGAUGUAAAUUGCAGCUCUGGAAACUUGUGCACACGGUAACUUGUCAUUCCACAACAGUUUUCUGCAAGUAUUUAGAGAAAAGCACUACAACAGUCAACAUUCCUAUGUUAUCUCACACAAGUAAGAAAAACAAGCAGUAAAAAUAAGUUUGGAACACAGAUAUUGCUCACAUUUGAGAUAAUGUACCUGGCUUCAAACUUGGCACACAUAGCCAGAUCUGGCAGUUCUAGCUCUUUAAAAUCCAGUCUAUACCAGUUUCAAAAUCACUUCAGCUAAACCAGCUUUAAACUGUUUAAAAACUUCUGCUACUUAAGAGGGGCCAUAAUUGCCAUAUAACUCAGAAUGAGAUGAGGAAAAUUUGGGAAAAUAAGCACAGAGCAGUUAAAAAGAAAUGCGUUAUCUAGGGGAGAAGUAAAGGUGUCAACACAGUUUUUAAUUACUAGAGCAUAAAAUGUCAAAGCAACAAUCUUUUAUUUUUCUGUUUCUGUAUUCCUCUGAAUAAAAAGAUAAAGCUUUUGUUUUAAAAAAUAUGAACAUGAGGCCUUAAGACCUUAUAUACUCUAACUUUAGCAUGAAGAGUCUAUUUUUACAACCAUGUUAGAAAUUCUGUAUAUAGGCCUGACUGACCUUGUAAGUGGAGUGGUGCGAGCAGCUAAUCAUGUAAUAUUGUAAGGCUCUGUAGAACAGCAAAUGCUCAUUUAGUUUGAUUAUUGUUACAAGAACUCCUGCUCACUGCCUCUGUAGACUCUGCAUACUUUACGCUUGGAAAUACAGUCCAGAACAUACUCAAACUGUGAAUAUAUAACCUAAUUUUUCUUUUCUUAAGGAUAAAAAUAUAUUAAAAUAGGUAAUGUUUUAUAUAGAAUACAGUACUUAUUUUUAUUGUUGCAUAAAUGCAAAAUAUUUUUUUCAGAAUAGCAAAGCAUUACAGAAUUUUUAAUCUGCUGGACAAAACACUAUUUACUGUAUGACCAGUUCUUUCAGCAAAGCUUUUGGGGUCGUAUAUACCAAUUGGCUCUGCCAGCUUCAUUUUGUGCUGAUGUUUAACUUGGGCAUUGCUGUAAAAAAAAACAACCCUAUUUUUUCACUCAUACUAGCCAUUAUUGAAAGAGGCAAGGAGAAUCAUGUUUCACCACUGUGGCUGGGCUAGUAUUGGCAAAAACAAUGAUUUGCAUCAUAUCAUUGUCUUUGCUACUUAAAAUUCCUUAAAAAUCAUACCUGAUGUAAUAAAAGCGCAAGAUUUUGACAAACAUCAAAAUGAAGCACUGCAGUUUACAACUUUCUAGCUUUGAGUGUGAUAUUUUUGUCAUAAACAUUACAGGCAUUGGGCUGUUUAAUGAAUCUGGCUUUCAUGUAGCUAAACAAAACAUUGCUUUUUAUAAAAUCAAAUCAUUGUAAUUUGGGGUUCUAAAAUCCUGCUCACUUUUAAUAAUAACAGCGUCACAGUAUCCACUUCUACAAGAGUAUUUAAUACAAAUGCCUGUGGUUUUCAAUGUUACUGACAUAUUGUAACAUCAGUAAAGUGACUUUCAAUGACAAA